AUAAUACAUCAACAUUUCACAACUAGAAUAAACACGUAAUUCUAGAGUAAACACGUAAUUAUUUUGAGCUGUUUUCUUUCAUUUUCCAUCGAGUUCAUGAAAAGUUUUAACAGACUAGCGGACCUCCUAGGCAAAGAGGAUGUAAAAUAUUUGGUCUAUAUGUAAAUAUACCCCAGCGAAUCAACACAUGACGGGCGGAUUAAAUUUAGAAUACACCCUAAGUUGGAUCUGUCUUCGUACUGUACAUGUAGGAUUAAAAUGUCUACUCGUAUACUAGGCACAUGUACAAGAAACUCUGGUGAGAAUGAACUACGAGGAAAGCUUACACAGGCAAUAAAUCAAAAUGGAACCAAAAAAUCGUCCACGGUUGGAUGGAGUGUUUCCUGAAAUGAAUACAGACAAAGAUGGAGAUGCACCGUUAUCACCUGUUAGAAAACAAAUUGAACAAUUUGAGAAAAGGGGAGGAAAGGGCCCAGCCCCUCUUCCACAGGGAGGAUUCCACCUUCCCAAAAUUGGAAACUAUAAACCCAAAUCUUUAUUGACAUCUGAACCCUGUUCUCCAGAACAGAAAGAUAAUACAAGACUUUCAGAUGGUUUCACAUUUGAGCCGAUUAAUUUUGUAAUACGUGAAAAAGAUGAUCCUCCACCUCAGCCAAAGAGCUUCAUUCUCAUGGGAGAUAACCAACAGUUAAUGACAAUUCAUAAUGGUGAACGUGAAGGUGACCAUGAAGAGGAUUCUGGGAUAGCGUCACCAGAUAAACCGGCCUUUACAGAAAACCCUCUGUUUGACAAAGAUUCUCCAGAAUCUCCAUUAUUGGAAAACUAUAAAGAUGAUGAAAGUGGUAUCUACCAGCAGCUUGAUAAUCCCGGUUUUGUAGAUAACGCCCCUUCUGAUGUUAAUCAACACUUUAAUGAUGUCAACGAGUUUGAUGACAUUCCGCCAGCAGAUUAUCCCUUGGAAGAGGAGGAGGAAGAUCGACCAAAACCUCCACCUAGAAAAAAGAAGGGUAAGACUUUAGAAAAUGGGGAGGGUGCUCCCUAUAUUCCUGUUCCUGAUUAUGAUGAAGGGUCUACGAGAAAAUUUAAUGGUGGUCCAACUGAUGCACCCAGGCAUGAACCUAUAUUCGAGGAAUUUGGAGGGGAGGAUUAUUCAAAAUAUUUGAGUGAUGAAGAGGAUUAUGAAUUUGACACAUCACUCACUUGGCGUAAAGAAAUGAAACAUAAACGUUACAAGGCCAAAAAUAACAAACAAGGUACGGCUCAACGUUCAAAGGGCAGAACAGCUGUACAAAUGAGGAGGCCACCAGAUGGUCCAAAACCUCAGCAAGAAAUCCGACCCAUAGGGACAAAAUCACGUAAACAGUUGGAAACAGUUCACGAGAGUAUGAGACGUAACACAAUCAGGGACUUCACAUUCGCUGAUUCUAAAAUAGGAAAUGGGACAGUUCGCAGUACUGUAAGUACAUCGGCCAAAGGUCGGUAUAUGAAACGUAACAAAGAACGCGGGAGAAUUGUAGAGAAUGAAGAAGGGACAUACGAAGAUUUCUUGCGGAAUCGUCACAAUGAAAAUGGCAGCAACAGCAGCAAUGACAGUGGGAUUGUUCCUGGUGAGGAAAUCAAUUAUCACAAUCAUGUUUUCAUGCACAGUCAGCCAAAACUGAAGGAUGGAAAAUCUUCAUUAUGGAAGAAACUUACAUGGAAGUUCAAGAGAAAUACUUCCGGAUAUCAAAUGUCUUGAGUUAAAAUUCUGGUGAUCAUGUACAUAAAAGGUUUACCAAUAGACAGUGUGUUCAAUACAUAUUGGAGAAAACGUGUGAUAAAGCUUCAAUGUUGAUUGUGAUUGCCAAAACUGCAAACAGGCAAGUGCUUUCUAGAGGGAGAAGGAAGUCCUCCUCGUUACAUGUAUAUGUAUUCCUAUGGUGAUGUCAUUUAUAGUUAUAUGAUAAUGGAUUUUAUUUUGUGAAGACAUUUUGCCCUGGAGUUUAAAAAUGAAGAUGUUUGGAUACAAAAGAAAUUAAUAUAUACCAGUAUAUAUACACAAUAUAGCAGGGGAACUGUGCUCAUGUUAUAUAAGUACUUUCCAGUGGCAAAUUCACCAUUUUUACUUUCAAGCACUGAAUAUUUUGUAUAGUUGUAUAUGUAGUGGAUACUCGUUCAUGUACUAUUUCUUUCCUUUCUCUGGAUAGUGACAAUGUCAGAUGACAGAUGUUCUCUCCCACUUUGUAAGAUAUGCUCUGCUUAAAUCACUUUAAUACAACAAGUAAAAUAAGUUCGAAGAAAUCCUUAUCACACAAAAACCAAUGUCUAGUUUGAUAACAGUACUGUCAACAUAAUCCUUAUCACACAAAAACCAAUGUCUAGUUUGAUACAGUACUGUCAACAUAAUCCUUAUCACACAAAAACCAAUGUCUAGUUUGAUAACAGUACUGCCAACAUAAUCCUUAUCACACAAAAACCAAUGUCUAGUUUGAUACAGUACUGUCAACAUAAUCCUUAUCACACAAAAACCAAUGUCUAGUUUGAUAACAGUACUGCCAACAUAUCUGAGAUCAUUGCUGAGAUCUGUACCUAAAUAUUGUCCAGGUCUGAACCUCGAUCUGAGACACAAGUCCAGGUCUGAACCUCGAUCUGAGACACAAGUCCAGGUCUGAACCUCGAUCUGAGACACAAUUCCAGGUCUGAACCUCCAUCUGAGACACAAGUCCAGGUCUGAACCUCGAUCUGAGACACAAGUCCAGGUCUGAACCUCCAUCUGAGACACAAGUCCAGGUCUGAACCUCCAUCUGAGACACAAGUCCAGAUCUGAACCUCCAUCUGAGACACAAGUCCAGGUGUGAACCUCGAUCUGAGACGGUCAAGUCCAGAUCUGAACCUCAAUCUGAGACACAAGUCCAGGUCUGAACCUCCAUCUGAGACACAAGUUCGGGUCUGAACCUCGAUCUGAGACACAAGUCCAGGUCUGAACCUCCAUCUGAGACAGUCAAGUCCAGGUGUGAACCUCGAUCUGAGACACAAGUCCAGGUCUGAACCUCCAUCUGAGACACAAGUCCAGGUCUGAACCUCCAUCUGAGACACAAUUCCAGAUCUGAACCUCCAUCUGAGACACAAGUCCAGGUCUGAAACUCUAUCUGAGACACAAGUCCAGGUCUGAACCUCGAUCUGAGACACAAGUCCAGGUCUGAACCUCGAUCUGAGACACAAGUCCAGGUCUGAACCUCGAUCUGAGACAGUCAAGUCCAGGUCUGAACCUCCAUCUGAGACACAAGUCCAGGUCUGAACCUCCAUCUGAGACACAAUUCCAGAUCUGAACCUCGAUCUGAGACAGUCAAGUCCAGGUCUGAACCUCCAUCUGAGACACAAGUCCAGGUCUGAACCUCGAUCUGAGACACAAGUCCAGGUCUGAACCUCGAUCUGAGACACAAGUCCAGGUCUGAACCUCGAUCUGAGACAGUCAAGUCCAGGUCUGAACCUCCAUCUGAGACACAAGUCCAGGUCUGAACCUCCAUCUGAGACACAAUUCCAGAUCUGAACCUCGAUCUGAGACAGUCAAGUCCAGGUCUGAACCUCCAUCUGAGACACAAGUCCAGGUCUGAACCUCCAUCUGAGAUACAAUUCCAGAUCUGAACCUCCAUCUGAGACACAAGUCCAGGUCUGAAACUCCAUCUGAGACACAAUUCCAGAUCUGAACCUCCAUCUGAGACACAAGUCCAGGUCUGAAACUCCAUCUGAGACACAAGUCCAGGUCUGAACCUCCAUCUGAGACAGUCAAGUCCAGGUCUGAACCUCUGAGAAUGCUUCCUUCCAUGGACAGUUACACAGAUGGACUAACUUAAUGAAGUGACAUAAUCAGUUAAACCUAAAAUGAAGAAAACUUUACAGACAUAAACACAGAAAGAUGAACCAAAUGGGCCCUCCCCUCAACAAUCUGACUAAAACUGCUCUAUAUAUAAUAAUGUGACCACCCUCAGGUCUUAAUAUAGGGGGAGGGACCGAUUGAUUGGUUUAACCAUCUUAAUUCAUUGUUAGAAACUUCAAUUACAAAAAAAAAAAAUCCAAAGAAAAUUGAAACAAUGCAGUGUUGAUUAAGUCAGUAAUGUUUUAAUUUUGUAGUACCCAGUGUAUAUCGUGGAAUAUUAAUAUUUAUAUACAAUUUCCAUGUGAAAUUGUUAAAUAUAAUUCUUUCAUCGUAUGCAUUCCUACGUAUAUGUGGUAAAGAUUUUGUUUUGUAAAACUUCUCCAUCAGAACAUUAAAUCGUGUCAAUAAUAGGAAGUCCUGCUAUUGUCGAGUUUCGUAAUAUUUCGAUGUUCAAUAGCAGGGACGAACAACUUAAUUUCAAUGUGUUUCCGUUGUGUACUUGUGAUUGUUUCAAUGUAACAUUAAACAUUUGUCAUACUUCAUUUUGUUUACUGUAAAACAAUUUGUUUAUUGUUAUAGAAUCUCUGCAUAUUAAUUAGCACCAACAGUGUUUACAGGAUAACAUGUACACUGGCAGUAUUUUGUGUGAUCUUACGUGUUCUGCCAUACUUUCAGAGUUGUGUGUUUUAUAUAAACUUCAUGAUAUCAAUAAUCAAAACAUUUAUAUAAUAUUACAGUUUUUUUUAUAUUAAAUUCAAUACAUUUUGAAAGGUAAAGUUUCAUUUCAUAACUCAAGCUUCCCUCCAAUUUAAAAGUUCUGAGUGUUUUUGUUUUGUUUUUGAACAGUUGUUAUAAUGUUGAUAUGAUAUAUGUGCAAUAUACUUUGUGUACAAGAAAUGAAAAAAUAUGUAAAUACAAUUGUUUGUAGAUAUUCAAUUGAUACACUAGCCAAUGCCAUAUACAAAUUGUGUAUUAAAAUGAAUAUGUUCUAUGAAAUGUUUGAUAGAGCCAUUUGAACAAUGGAAUUAAAUGUUUUAGAUAAAGUCCCCCAAUAAAUCAAUCAUGGUGUGAACAGACCUCCCUGAGUCCUGAUAAUUACUUUGGUAUCUGACUAAUUGUAGAUAAACCAUGUUGAUCCAUUAUAUUGUCACACUUUCUGUUUUACACGUGUAAAAAGUUGACAGGUUUAAUCGUCAAACAUCUUAUUUUCAAACAAUCCUACAAAAUUGUUGUUUGAGAUGAAAUAUGUUAAAUAUGUCACAACAUGUUAUAUUUUGAUGUAGACAUUUUGAUAUAUAUACUGAUUAAGGACAAUAAGCUGUAAUAUUUACAUUCUGAUGUAGACAUUUUGAUAUAUUUAUAUACUGAUGAAGGACAAUAAGCUGUAAAAUUGACAUUUUAGUCCUUUUUUUUUCAUUUAUAUUUGAAGUCUUUAUGAGUUUACAACUGGGGUUUAUCACCUAGCCGUGGUGUACACACUCUCAAUGUAUAUGGUAUUUAUAGGUGUCUCAUGUUUGCACUAUCUAAUAUAUUGGUAUUUUAAAGAUCAUAUUAUUAACUGUACAAUACAACCUGCCCAAUCUGAGUUAUAUUAAUCUUGUAUAGAUAACUUAUUAUACUGUCAAAAUACAAAAAAUAGGACUAAAAGGAUUUAAAUGAUACAACCUUUAGGUGUUAAGCACGCUUAUUAAAGUCAAAGUUUGAUUAUAAUAUAAUAAAUAGGGAAAGGUAAGGUUGAACCUUAAUUGUUUGCAAAAUUACCAAAAUAAUUCUAUAAUAAAAAAUUAUUAUUCACUAAAUUUGCUGAAUAUUAUUUAAAUAUUAUUUAAAUUUCUGAAUGCAGCUUCUUUGGAAAUUACUAGAUGAUCAAAUCAAAAUUAAUCGCUUUUGUAGUUUGGAAAUUACUAGAUGAUCAAAUCAAAAUUAAUCGCUUUUGUAGUUUCACAGACCAGAUAUGUUAGCAUUUUUUUUUUUACUGCAGGUCGUUUACAGAGAAAUCCAAUAGUCUAUACAUAUGUAUUUAAUCAGGUCAUAUUGAGAUAUGUCCCUGUCUCAGUUUACUGGCAUAAUAUCUCCAAUAUAAUAUGGAGUUGGUAUACAGGUAUAAUAGGCCUGUAUAUUGUUUCUGUAUCAGGGAUGUGUGUGUUAAGGUCAGGUAUGGGUCGUAUGAUGUAGCCCGAGCGUUAAUUAUACAUGAUAUCUAAAGUAAUUAUGUAUCUUGUAAAUAAAAUUAAAAUUAUUAUUAUUUUCAUACAAAUUAAAAUAACUAAGUUAAACACUUGA
Molecule: messenger RNA, 6139 nt
Organism: Pecten maximus
Lineage: Eukaryota; Metazoa; Mollusca; Bivalvia; Pectinida; Pectinidae
Exons: 2
Coding region: 344-1738 (464 amino acids)
Source: RefSeq, a predicted model, not a curated record